CAUCCCAACACCCUACACCAAAGAGAAGAAACCCCCCCUUCCUUCUUCUUCACUCUUCAAUCAAAAAAAAAAGAAAAAAAUGGCCAAGUUAUUUGCGUUUUUACUUAUUGCACUCAUCGCCAUUACCAUGCUCGAGAUACCUGUCAUGGCUUCUCUGGACGGCGGCAUUCAAGCUAGCAAGAUCCGAUAUGGCCCUGGCAGUGUGAAGAGCUUCCAAUGCCCCUCGCAGUGCACGAGGAGAUGCAGCAGAACACAGUACCACAAACCGUGCAUGUUCUUCUGUCAAAAGUGCUGUAGAAAGUGCCUGUGUGUGCCCCCGGGGUAUUAUGGUAACAAAUCUGUUUGCCCUUGCUACAACAACUGGAAGACCAAGGAAGGAGGCCCCAAAUGCCCUUGAUUCUUCUUCUUCUUAUUAUUAUUAUUAAUCAGCACUACUAUUAAUUAAUUAAUCCUGAAUUAUGUUGGAUUAGUGGUGCUAAUUCUAAUCAUAGAGAGCUAUAGAGAUGAAAUAUGUAAUAUGUUCUCUCUUUUGUGUCUUUGGUUGUUUGUUUGCUGGGUCGUCUAAUGGUUAUUUUGAUGUUUUCCUGUAUUACAGUAAUUACUAGUAUGCCACUCCUUUAUUUAUUUAUUAUGUUCAAUUUAUGAUUAA
Molecule: messenger RNA, 649 nt
Organism: Erythranthe guttata (spotted monkey flower)
Lineage: Eukaryota; Viridiplantae; Streptophyta; Magnoliopsida; Lamiales; Phrymaceae
Product: gibberellin-regulated protein 4
Source: RefSeq, a predicted model, not a curated record